Puccinia graminis f. sp. tritici CRL 75-36-700-3 is the source of this 510-nucleotide messenger RNA. RefSeq lists its product as uncharacterized. Lineage: Eukaryota; Fungi; Basidiomycota; Pucciniomycetes; Pucciniales; Pucciniaceae. Bases 1 to 348 code for a protein of 115 amino acids. The record is from RefSeq and is a predicted model, not a curated record. The transcript has 3 exons.
AUGAAAUUUCUAGUCCUAGUGACGACUACAUUGCUGCCUUUGAUCCCUGGUGUUGUAUACGGGGUGGACUUUGAUGGAUGGUGCGCCUCACAUUACGGGAACGUGGGAAAACCAUGGGCGAUUUGCGGCAAGGCAGAAUAUGUGAACAACGACCCAAAACAAGGCAUAUCACGUUGGAGUGUCCGACCGCAAGAUAAGUGCAAACUCUUGAAGGAUGACCCGACCGCAAUCCCGUUUUGCUGUGCGAAUUCAAUACACAAGAUAGUCACUACCCGUUUUUGGGGCUGGCGUUCUGGCAUUGCAGUGGAUGCUGUUAUGAUCAAGGAAGACUGUCACAAAUUAGCAUAGUCACCAGUUUGGAUACUUUUUCAACCUUAUAUAUCUGCUUGCAAGGAAUCUUGGCACGGAUUUUCUACUCUUCCUAGGAAUCAAUAUUUCCUUCCUCCAAAUUAAACUGCCGAUUGUACAUACUCAGGGCUGUGUCUAUCAAUUAAGGGGGUUCACUUACUG